This is a messenger RNA of Caenorhabditis sp. 36 PRJEB53466, 2648 nucleotides long. Lineage: Eukaryota; Metazoa; Nematoda; Chromadorea; Rhabditida; Rhabditidae. The record is from the annotation of a GenBank genome assembly.
AUGACACAAGAGGGCAAAAAAUCACAGUAUUUUUCUAAUGGAGACUUUGAAAAAGUGGCGGCCGAUAUUAUUAGUAGUCCCCGAAGAUUGAAGCAUUCAAGUCCAGGUGAGAAAUUGAUAUUAUUGGUUCUUUAGGUAUCAAGUUUAUAUAAUGCUUUUAAACGUGUGCUCCUAUAGAAUCUAUACACUAAAAUAUAACGUUUCAAGCCCUAAAAUUAUUAUUCAGGGGACUCAUCGGAUUCGCUGUUUCGAAUCAGUGAAAAGCAGCAGGAGUACUACUCCAAAUGCUUCCGGCACCUCAUCAAAAGCACCCAGGGCGCUGUGGACUUGUCCGGAGCGCUCUGCGGAGCCGACCAACGCAUCGUCGCUUUUUUCAAGCGAAGUUCUCUUGACGUGGCGUCACUCUCCAAGAUUUGGUCAUUAGCCGACGUAAACGAAGACGGAUGGCUGGAUCUUAGCGAGUUCUCAAUUGCAAUGCACUUGGUGGUUCUUCGGGUGAAAGGGGAAGUUCCAAUUCCGGAUGCCCUUCCUUCUUUUGCCAAACCGCCCAUGACAGCUCAACGUGAAAGAAGUCAGUCGAGUCGGAGUACGACUGAAAGAGGCCCAGUGCCAGUUCUCGUAUCGCCGUCACCUACUCCAUGGGCCGGGGCUCCGGCCAUCAAACAGUUCUCGGAUACGCCUCCGCUGCUGGUAGACAGUAGGCCAACGGCCAUCAAACAUUCGGCGCUACUGGCGCUCAAAAGUCCUUCCGGACCGCCACCAAUUCCACCGGUCAGACCACAACAGAGAGGACAUAAUCGGAGUGCGAGUCUUGAUUUGAAGCUGAUCGCUCUGAACAAUGGGAAAGUCUCGUCUGAUCCUUCUGUUCAUCCUCCAAAUACACUAUCUCUGUGGUCAUCACAUUCGGAUCCUCAGCCUGUCAGCUCCACAACCACAACGGCAACUUUCGCCUCGUUUCCAGGUAAUUAUUAUAUCUUGUUGUGCUUCAGAAACAUUAUUUUCAGGCACCCCGGACAGCAUUCCGCCUCCAAUCCCGCAAAGAAUCACUCCCUCUCCACUUCCAGUGAGUUUUUCUACUUUUUCGGAUAGUUGGCUGAACUGAAAAUAUGGCUAAACAAACCAAUUAUAUGUAUUUUCAGAAAGUAAUUGAAGAGGAAAAAGAAAAAGAGCGAGAAAAACGUACGUCGGAUUCGGAAACGCAGACGGAAGGAGUGUUCUACGCGGAGGAGGAAGUCGAAACGUUCUUUGGAAAUCUCGGGCAUCAAAUCGACGACCUGCUCGGGGAGGAGAUCGGCGCCAGCGACGGACAGGGUCUGGAGCGAUGGAGCAAGCGGUGCACGGCUCUCCGACAACAGAAUGCCGAACUAGAAGCGGAAAGAGCAAGACUGGCUCAAGUACGCAUUCAACUUGAGAUCCGGCUUCAGGAGUUUGAGGAGCGCUCCAAGACGGCGUGCUCUUCGUCAACACUGUAAUAGUCUAUGCAUCAUUUGAAAUAGUAUCAUUCUGUCUCAAAUCAAUCAUAAUUCUGUGAUAUAUUUUUCCUCAUUUAAUAAUGGUAAUAAUAAUAAUAUGUUAAGCAUCAAUCCGUUAUCGUUGUGAUCAUGAUAAGAACUCUGUUAAAACUCUAUUUUGUGUAUAUGUGAUGAUAAAGAUCGAUAACAUGAAAACAGCUGCUCCCUCCGUGUGUAAUAUUGUGCGAUUCCAAGUUAUGGGACACGAAAUAAAAGAUGUCUCGGCCAAUGGGGACCAAACAUUUGGGCGCGAAUCUCGAUUUUAUCCAAUUUGGGAGUGAGAGGAAAAGCCUUGCUUCUCCGCUUUCUCCGUCUUUUUUCCUCAUCCCUUUGCUCCGUUACCCGUCUCUCCCAAUAGAAUCAAUUCUUGACUUCUCUUUCUUCUUCUUCCUUAUCUUCUUGAAAUAGACCCAACUACCAUUUUCAGCAUGAAACUGCUCGCCGUCCUCCUGCUCAUCGCACCCAUAAUAGCCUCUCCGUGCACCACAACCGAUCAGAUCAAAUUUUUGCAAUGCAAAGGAACAAUUUUGAAAAUUCAAGACACACUGAGGACGUAUGCGUCACAAGGAGACAAAUUACCGCCGCAGUCGGUGUUCAAGCAAAUCUCCAAACUGUGUAAUUCGGCUGUGGUAGGUGGAUAAAGCAGAAAUUUAGAAGUUUGCAUUGAUAGGCCAUUGCAGAACUGCGUUGGCCAAAUCGAGUGCGUUGAGGCCAAAAAAGGUGUAGGAAUGAUGCAUACGGCGUGCGAAGGAAUUGAAUUGAGCGCCGGGCCAUUUGGAGAGUGCAUGGCAAGAAUUCAGACCAAUCCUCCAAGUGUCAAAGAAUAUCCAUGCGCCUAUAUUUUUGAGAAAGAAGCGGUGAGUCUUCCCUAGAAGUGCUUGACUGAAUUUUCUAAAAGACAAAUAUUUUGAUUGCUGUCGUUCAAGUUUGGCACUUUCAAGAUGUUCAGUAUCCUAGAAUUUCUAGCCAGCUACAAUCACAUUACUUUUUCAGCUCGACUCAAAAUCGAAACGAUGCAAGAUGUUCUCAGAAGACGUGGAAUGUGUAGCACGUGUCUCAAAAGAGCUGUGUGGCUCCACGGCUGCCGACGCCUUCCGGAAAGGAAUUCCGAGCAUGAGGACGCUCCUCAAGUGCUGA